Messenger RNA from Myxocyprinus asiaticus (Chinese sucker), 1945 nucleotides. Its product is annotated as tubulin alpha-1A chain. Gene Ontology annotation, molecular function: GTP binding; structural constituent of cytoskeleton. The record is from RefSeq and is a predicted model, not a curated record. Gene Ontology annotation, biological process: microtubule cytoskeleton organization; mitotic cell cycle. The transcript is spliced from 4 exons. Gene Ontology annotation, cellular component: microtubule; cytoplasm. Lineage: Eukaryota; Metazoa; Chordata; Actinopteri; Cypriniformes; Catostomidae. Bases 124 to 1479 code for a protein of 451 amino acids.
AAACGUAGUCGCCAGGGCGCACUCAUAUAUAAAGAGACAUCAUUCCGUUACAACGUUAUUCUUCUUACAUCGACCCCUUAGUUGUCGAACGGUAAGAUCUCUCCGCGAAGACAUUAAGGAACAAUGCGUGAGUGCAUCUCUAUCCACGUUGGUCAGGCUGGUGUCCAGAUUGGCAAUGCCUGCUGGGAGCUCUAUUGUCUUGAGCAUGGUAUUCAGCCAGAUGGCCAGAUGCCCAGUGACAAGACCAUUGGUGGAGGUGAUGAUUCCUUCAACACCUUCUUCAGUGAGACUGGAGCUGGAAAGCACGUCCCUAGAGCUGUGUUUGUAGACCUGGAGCCCACUGUCAUUGAUGAGGUGCGCACUGGGACUUACCGUCAGCUGUUCCACCCUGAGCAGCUCAUCACAGGAAAGGAAGAUGCAGCUAAUAACUAUGCCCGUGGACAUUACACAAUUGGCAAAGAAAUCAUUGAUCUGGUACUGGACAGGAUCCGCAAGUUGGCUGAUCAGUGCACAGGCCUCCAGGGUUUCCUGGUCUUCCACAGCUUUGGUGGUGGAACCGGAUCUGGCUUCACCUCUCUGCUGAUGGAGCGCCUGUCUGUCGACUAUGGCAAGAAGUCCAAGCUGGAGUUCUCCAUCUACCCUGCUCCUCAGGUCUCCACGGCUGUGGUAGAGCCCUACAACUCCAUCCUGACCACCCACACCACCCUAGAGCACUCUGACUGUGCCUUCAUGGUAGACAAUGAGGCCAUUUAUGACAUUUGCCGUAGGAACCUCGAUAUUGAGCGUCCUACUUACACCAACCUCAACAGGCUAAUUGGCCAGAUUGUGUCAUCUAUCACAGCCUCCCUCAGGUUUGAUGGUGCCCUCAAUGUUGAUCUUACUGAGUUCCAGACCAACUUGGUGCCCUAUCCUCGUAUCCACUUCCCUCUUGCUACCUACGCCCCAGUGAUCUCAGCAGAGAAGGCUUACCAUGAGCAGCUCUCUGUAUCUGAAAUCACUAAUGCUUGCUUUGAGCCAGCCAAUCAGAUGGUGAAAUGUGACCCACGUCACGGCAAGUAUAUGGCUUGCUGCCUGUUGUACCGUGGUGACGUGGUUCCCAAAGAUGUGAACGCCGCAAUUGCCACCAUCAAGACCAAGCGCACCAUCCAGUUUGUGGACUGGUGCCCCACUGGUUUCAAGGUUGGCAUCAACUACCAGCCCCCCACUGUGGUUCCAGGUGGAGAUCUAGCUAAGGUGCAGAGGGCCGUGUGCAUGCUGAGCAACACCACAGCUAUUGCUGAGGCCUGGGCUCGUCUUGAUCAUAAGUUUGAUCUGAUGUAUGCCAAGCGUGCCUUUGUGCACUGGUAUGUGGGUGAGGGUAUGGAGGAGGGCGAGUUCUCAGAGGCCAGAGAGGACAUGGCCGCCCUGGAGAAAGAUUAUGAGGAAGUUGGUGUUGAUUCUGUUGAGGGUGAAGGAGAGGAGGAAGGAGAGGAGUAUUAAACACAUAAUGAAGUGUACAACCUUCAAGAACCAUCAUGUGAAGAUGUCUCUUAAAAUGACAUUGUUACAGUUCUAUGGACAUCUGAAAUAAACCUUUUCAAACAAACUAAUUUGUGUCUUCUUUUAAAUUGUUGUUUAAAUACAUGUAUAAUUAAAGGUACAUUUUAAAAUAAAGAACAGCAACAAUCUACCAGUAAAUACAUUUCAAGGAAGUGAAAGUAAAUAUGUACUAUGAUGAAACAAACAUAUUUCUCAAACCAACUUUUGUUAUGCUGUCAACCAAUAUAUGUAUGAUUUUCAAUUUUGUUUUGCUGCAGUAUACAUCAUUGUCUGAAGAGAUAUAAUUUAUUGAUUGUUAAGGGGAAAUUUUGUGUAAAAAAGCUGCAUUAAAAAGAGAGUGCACAAAAUGUGUCUAUAAGUGUGUAUUAAAAUGUGUAUUAAAGUCUAUAAGUGCAAUAAAACUGUA